Messenger RNA from Paraglomus occultum, 840 nucleotides. The record is from the annotation of a GenBank genome assembly. Lineage: Eukaryota; Fungi; Glomeromycota; Glomeromycetes; Paraglomerales; Paraglomeraceae.
AUGACUAAAGGCCGCAUCUUUGUCCUGGAAGCUGACCGUCCAACCGCUUUAGCAACAAUUAGGGCUCUUUAUACUACUGGAUCCCAUCAUUCGAACUGCCGUAUAGAUAUAACUGCUCUUGUGUCUGAACAUGCGUCCAAGGAGGCCUUGGCGGCCCUUCAAGAGCUAUCCUGCAAGAUCGUCACCAUCACCGAUCCACGCAGUGUUUCGUUUGAAGGUUGUACCAAACUUUAUGUCGUUGGCUCCCCCGAACGGCUAGAUUCAUUAAUUCCGUACAUCGAGGCAGCCAAGAAGGCAUCGGUUCAGUUCGUGUUGCUUCAAAGCGUGUUAGCUGCGGAUGAACGGGGUGAUUAUGGUAGGAAGUAUCUGAACGCAGAAAAAAAGCUUAUGGAACUGUUUGGGAAAAAGGAAUGUUCAUCGUCGGAAGAAAACUCAAAAGCAAGGUCGCCAGAGGAUCAUAAGAAAUUGCAUCAUCAUGCUUGGUGGUGUAUUUUACGCGUUAGUUUUUAUGACCAUUACAUGUUUGCCUUCAAAGAUGGGAUUAAGAAAGGAGUUUUGGAAUUGCCCAUUGGGGACGGGAAGAUCGGUUAUGUUUCGGCCAACAUACUCGACAAAUCGGAGAACUAUUAUUCUCACAUAUAUACCGUAACAGGCAAUGAGCUUUUCAGUGGCCAGCUACUGGCUUCUCGAUUGUCAAACAUUCUUAAGCAUGAAGUGAAGUAUGUACCGUCUGAGAUGGCUCAUGUGGAAGAAAAGUACUUGAAGAAGCACAUUCCGAAUGAACUCCUCAGAGAAAAUGUUAUGACUUUGUUCGAUUUAAUUAAGAAGGGCAAGUUUUGA